This is a messenger RNA of Rhipicephalus sanguineus (brown dog tick), 756 nucleotides long. RefSeq lists its product as uncharacterized. The record is from RefSeq and is a predicted model, not a curated record. The transcript has a single exon. Lineage: Eukaryota; Metazoa; Arthropoda; Arachnida; Ixodida; Ixodidae. The annotation marks the transcript as partial.
AUGAGGCGUGACAAUGUUUUUAGACCAGUUUGCGCAGGUGGUCUUGGGUUGGUGCACCUCUUUAUUAAACAAUUGGUAUCCCGUUUUUUCUACUUUCGGGACUGCGAUCAUCCGCUCCUUCGAACAUUUUUACAAGUGAAUCUCGUCGAUGUUUUACCAAGGUUAGUGGUAUCUGCUAAUUGUGCCUCGCCUCCCUAUUUGCAAGGAUUCAUGCGUGAAGUGUAUGAAUCAGUGCGGUUUUUGACAGUAAGAUUCUCUAACGACUAUUUAUUCACUAGUUCACGAAAAGAUCUAUAUAAUGCCAUAUUAGAUAUGUUGUUUCCUGCACCUUUGUACCGCUCACUAUAUGCUGGAUUGCCUGGACACGACGUGCUCGUGCGUGUGAAGAAAAUGCCUAUUUCACCAACAUCCAAGACAUUCUUCUACAAAGUGCAUACACAGACGCUGCCUGUGAAGACCUGGUUAAGCAGCAAAGGCAUCUUUGUAUCUUCAGUUAACUGUCGCCUCUGUGAAGUUCCGGAAACUAUAGAACAUUGCUUCAUCAGCUGUAAAGACGCCAUACUCUUCUGGGACGUUCUACAAAGGGCUUUUAAAAAACAACUCGAUUUAAAUUCGUAUAGCAUACGUUAUCUCAUGCCACCCAAAAGCCAUUCUAUGCCUGUUGACAUGCUAUUACUAAUGGGUAUGCACAGUUUAUGGAAAACUCGCAUGUUAGACAGGCAUGCGGAACCCAUGGUAUCAUCGCGGUUGCAUCUC